UGCGUAAGAAAUAGGCAGCGGGUAAGCAUGGUGCUCGUACUGCUGCUACCUCGCCCACUGAAGAAGAAAGGAUCCGGCUUGGAAUUUACAGGCAUGAUCGUUGACGUCAUGGGACUGGGCUUGAUUGUGAAUGGACGGUUCAGUGUGGCAGCUAUGCCCGAGUUGCGGGCACGUGUGGCGGCGGGCAGAUCAAGACAGUCAUCGGUAAGGGAGAUAGGACAGUCGAUACAGCAGCCAGCGGAAUCACACAGGAACGUUGACGAUGGCGGCGGGUGCACGAGAGCCGUGACGUCAGGAGAGAUGACCGCAACACAUUCGAAGAGGCAACAAGCGAGGAAGGUGAUCUGCGUAAGAAAUAGGCAGCGGGUAAGCAUGGUGCUCGUACUGCUGCCACCUCGCCCACUGGCUAUGUUAUGUUAUGCUAUGCUAUGCUAUGUUAUGGGCUGUCAUGUAUAUGUCAUGUUAGGCUGUGUAUGUACCAUAUUUACGUUAGAUAGGCGCUGUUUUAAUGUCACGGAUGUCAUGACAUUCAUUGCUUUUGUUGAAGCGAUACAGGAAAAUGAAUAAGUUACUUAUUUCUUCUUUGAACGAAAUGAAUGAUCGACACCCCUUCGCGUUUGGGCACAUUCACACCGCGACUGCUUCCAUCACAAUUUUGUUUCGUGGAAUUGCGAGUAGCGGUUCAUGCAAUGAAAAAAAAAAAAAAACACGAAACGUAAUGCUCGAAGUUUAGCGCGUCUACCGUGUAGAUAAUCUUGAAGAUACACUGAUCGGGACCACUUUCCGCCCGUUCGUAUCCACGGAAACAUUCGCUCCAUCACUGCCUGAAACGGGCUCUUUGGCCAUCGGUGGCCUUUGUUUAUUCCCGACUACUGUCAAGGAUCAACGGGUCAUGCGGCAUACCUCUCACCGCCGACGCUGCCGCUUUUACACAUGGCAAUAAGUCAGCGCGCGGCUCGGCUGUUCGCCGAGUCAUAGGCGGCGCGGCGUAUGGCUCGAGAGGAAAACCAACAGGUGUGGGUGUCGGCCCGCGUAAGAAGAAAACCGGAUUCUCCGCGUGCUCUCGCUCUCGCGAAGGGUGUUUUCGGCGGCGGCGUGAUGUACGCGCGUCGCGCCGAGGGCUGCUGCUGCGGCGGCGGCGGCGGCGGCGGCCACGAGGUGUGGGAGACGAACCGCCGCAGCUAUUGUUUCUUCUGCCGCCGGCCCGACAACGCAUCCUGCAGCGCACGGAAGCGGCGUGUGUGAUCGUGCCACCAGCGUCGCUUUCGCUCGGAAGUUUCCAAGGCGAGGACAACGAGCGCUCCCGCUUUCCAGCGUCAGUGAAAGUGCCGGGGAAGUGUUCGCGGGCGUCCCCGUCCGACCUGCCCCUCACGGCUCAUCGGAAGUGUCACGGCGUAGCCGCGACCUCGCCCUGACGCAGAGCGCGACGCGUCGUCGUCGACAUGACCGCGGCUGCGUCCGAGGCGCGGCCUUGUCGUCCGCCUCGCGUGCGCUAGCUCCGCGAGCGUGUUGUUGUCGUGCGUGCGCGUGUGUCGGGGUGUCCGCUGCGCGGAGAUGGAUCUCGCGCGGACUGUUGCGAGUGGCGCGGCGGGCUACCUACCGGAAGGGAAUUUGCAUAACUGACACGUCUGACUGUUACCACAUAAGGCGAUCGCUGUCCCGACCGAAGAAGACGACGAGGAGUUGCGAUGACCGCGACCAUGCGCCGCUGCGCUGGUUUCGCAGUGCUUGACAAGGACGUGGUCAGAGAGAGGCUGGCCGCCGCGCCGAGGUAAAGGACGCUGUCGAUGAGCUUGCGCGGCCGCUCUUGAAAGCGGCGGCUGCGACGAGUGCGGUCGGCAUGGCCGCGAUGCUGGAGCACAAGGACGCCGCUGGCGCUGCUGCUCGGCCCGUUGACUCGAAGCCCCAGCUGUCGUCGUCCUGGUCCAGACGGAAUGGUGUCAGGAAGGCCGCGGCAGCGAUCUUCAGGUCUCUCAGCUUCUCGAUCCGGCAGCGCGAUAACGGCGGUAAUGCGCCGGACCGCGACGACACCACAAGGGUCCUUGCCUGUGAUCGCGGCAAGUCAAGGAUUCCGCAACCGAAGCUGGUUCACUUCCCCAGCAAGAUGGAGGUGAGAACGGCUCCCGCGACUCCCACCUGCAGCCCCGCAAUGCCUCCCGUUUCCGACUACCGGAGUCACUUCAACAGUCCCUCAACGUCGGGUGGCGGACCUGCCAGUUCCGCUUCUCCUUCACUGCCGCCGGCCGCGGGCAGUUAUCAAGGCUCUCAUCACUCCUCGUCGAACGGGACUUCCUCGUCGGCUUCCACCGAAUCCAUAGCUACAAACUCCCACGCCGCAGCGGCGCCAGCGAACGUGCUUUCACACUCGCCGCAGAACGGCUUUCAUUCUUCGACUGCGACGCUAAACGGUAGCGUCAAUGGGCACAGCGUCGGCAGUUACUCCCCGGCCGACGCGUCGAACGGAUCUUCUGCGCACGUCAACGGGAAUAGCGGCGGCGGAGGUGACGCGGCACAGCGACAGGCUUCCAUCACCAUCUUGAGUUCGAAGGGCACCGAGAGUCUCAAGGAGAUGGUGCAGUGUCCCAUCUGCCUGGACCGCCUGCACCGACCCAAGAUGCUCCCGUGCCAGCACACCUUCUGCUUCCUGUGCCUGCAGAACAGCGUGAUGUCGGCCGACGCGAGUCGGUUGCGAUGCGCCAAGUGCCGCUCCGAGGUUCCCCUCCCCAAGGAAGGGAUCUCGGGUUUCCCGUCCAGCAUUCACCUGCAGAACAUCCUGGACCUGCUGGAGUCGGACUACGCCUCGAUGGACGAGCUGCUGCAGUGCUGCGGCUGCCAGACGGUCAGCGGCAGCAGCGUGUUCUGCGAGCACUGCAAGCUCUCCUACUGCUCGCUCUGCAUGGCCAGGCACGUGGAGGAGUUGGCCAAGCAGCUGGGACACAUUGCCGACCAGCUCGACGCUACCGUCGACAAGAUUGCGCUGCGAUACAAGAAGUUCGAGUCUAGCCAGAGCGACAUCCAGUCCAAGGUUCGCCUGGAGGCCGAGAAGCGUGUCCGGAAGAUCCGGGACUCGGAGGCGCACCUGCUGCUUCGCGUGGAGACCGCCAGGGCUGCCGAGGAGACGGGCCUCCAGGACGUGGUGCAGAAGGUGCGGGCUGCAGCCACCGGCGCGCGCCUCUUCUCGUCCAAAGGCUUCGAUGCAGCGCAAGACCCAAACGAAAAGAUUUUGGCCUUCAUGAAGCUACACCGCGACGCCGGCGACGCACUGUCCGAAGUCACUGCAGUGGGCAACACUCAAGUGAGCUUCGACCCGGAGGCAUUCAGCGUCACAAUCGAGUGUCGGACGGAUGCCGUCGCCGAGGACGACGCCGAGUCUCCGGGAUCUCCGAGUAGCAGCCCGGAGACGACGCCCUACUCGGCUUCUUCGCCGGCGAACGCCCUCACCUCACCCGGUCCGCCGGCGGCCGACGCACCGAACCAAAGCAAGGCGGAGCUCCAGAGGGUGGCCGCGGAUGCCCAGUCUCGCCUGUACCGGUCCAAGUCGUUCCUGGCCCGCAUGAGGCUGGGCAACGGCCUGGUGCAGCGGCCGUCGGGCGCGGCCGUGUCCCCGUGGUCGUCGGAGAUCUUCGUCGUGUCCAUGGACAACCACAAGGUGCUCACCUUCGACUCGACGACGGGCCGGUUCCUGCGCUCUUUCGGCAGCCGGGGCCAGCAGGAGGGCGAGUUCCUGUGCCCGUUCGGCAUCGCGCUGUCGCCGGUCGACCAGGAGAUCCUCAUCACGGACAAGUGGAAGCACUGCAUCCACGUGUUCGACAGGGACGGCAACUUCCUGCGCCAGAUCGGCAUGAAGGGCCGCUCGGCGGGCCACUUCCGCAGCCCCGAGUCCAUAUGCGUGGACAACGCCGGGCGGAUCUACGUGUGCGACACGUGCAACCACAGGAUUCAGGUGCUGGACCACGACGGCAUCUUCCUGCGCGAGAUCGGCACGCAUGCGCAGCCCGAGAACGCGUUCAACCGGUCGCGCAGCAUGUUCCAGGAGCCGACGGGCGUCGCGGUCAGCGCCGACGGCCAGCGGGUCGUGGUGUGCGACUUCGGCAGCCACCGGGUGCACGUCUUCUCGAGCGGCGGCGAGCACCUGCACACGUUCGGCCAGAAGGGCGCGCUCAAGGGCCACUUCAUGCACCCGGAGUGCGUGGCCGUGGAUGGCCGGGGCUUCAUCCUAGUCGGCGACAGCGGCAACGGCCGCGUGCAGAUCUGCCGCCCGGACGGCCGCCACGUGCGCACCUUCGGCAACAAGGGCUCCAGCAGCGGACAGUUCAGCUGGAUAUCCGGCAUCGCCGUCACGGCGCAGAACGAGGUGGUCGUGUGCGACUUCAAGAACCACUCGGUGCAGGUCUUCUGAGGGGGCAGGGCACGACCUCGGUCCCACAUCCUCCUCCUCGUGUCGCGCACUUCUGCUUCUGUUCCUGUCGUCGCCUCGCGCGUCCAUUGCGCGCGCGACGUUUUUUUGCAUCGUGCUGGUCAAGCCACGCACGCGCGACACAAGCGGCAUUAUAAGCGCACGCGCCAUGCAUGCGCGUGACACAUGUCGCGCUCGGCAUGUGCGAACACACUGGUAUGCGUCUGCGUACCUGCAGAUCAGCGCCGUGUGGGCUGUUCGACACCACGGCCCCUAUUCACAAAGAGGUUUUUUUUUUUUUUUUUACGCUUGAUGAGGUCGUAGCGGAAGAAAAAGGGCCAAUAGCAGCAGUGGACAUAUCCUUAAGCUGAGGCUUUGUGAACAAAAAGUUUUGUGAAUUCGGCCCCAGAAGUGCGUAUGUGCCUUUGUUCGAGAGGCCGAGCGGUUGAGCGAUGGGAGACCUUGUUAUCCAGCCCCGCCCUACCGAUUCAGCUCGCACUGACGGACAGGGGCCAGGAGCUGCUGGAAACACAUGGGUACCGUAAUAGGGAACCACCCCAUCUGGUGCCUGCGUGCACCACCGAUUUAUUUGGGGCCCAGCAAAUGUUGCUUCAUCAUCAUCGGUCUAUCGCGAAGGCGACACGUGUACCGUUAGGAAUGGCUACCGAAAUGCUCGUGAAGGGUUUCUUCUUCUUUGCGGACGCUUAUAACGUGUGGAUCCUGACCCCAAAUGAUCGCACGUGUUAUCCUACAGGCCAUCCUUAUGUUCACGUGACACCCGUGGCAUUAAACGAGCGCACUAAAACGUGCGCGGAACCGCGCUUACCGCACGCCGAACGCGUGGGUCAGCGCCAUCUAUCUGUACGCUGUGUUACAACAUGCUCUCCAAGGUGCUGAAUCAUGACUUAAAAACGCGCGCUCACUCGCAUAUGCUAGGAGAAAUAGAGCUAGGGGAAAUAGUAUCCGACCUUUCAAGUAUUGCUUAGGAAGUUACCUCCGUAUUCAGAAAUGCACCUUAACUUGAAGCCCAUGCUUGACAAUGACGCCUGGUGCGAACGCGCCCAAGACGCCCACUGCAUUUCAUCGGUUGCGUUCACGACAGGCGUCAUUUCAAAAAAGUCAAGCGUGGGCUUCAAGUUAAUAUGCAUUUCUGUAUACGGGAAUACGGUCUCGCGUGUGAAGUUCGCAGAUUCACCGUAUAACUUCUCAUUACCUAACAGCGCCACCAAGUGUCGGGCUCGGUGCAAUACGAUAUAAGCUUGGAUGGGCGCACGCAUGUUCCGACCUCCAGUGACAACUGGCUUUGACCAUUCUGGGCUUUUUUUUUUUUUUUUUGGAAUCCGACUGGGCGCUUCUCCGCCUUAAGGUAUUGGUACGGCUUUUCUUUCUCCGUGGUGCCAUUUUCGAUUCCUAAGCCCUCGUGUUAAUUUUUGUGACUCUUUUCUCCAUAGUUUUGUCAACGUGUCGCCGUUAGAAGUGCUUCGGAAAUGGCGAAAACUAUCUGAUGGUUGGAAAUAGUCUGCAGGUGGUCGCAACGUAGGGGAGACGAUCGGAAGCAAAAUUCAGAGCACUACAUUUACAUGCGUCUAUUUUAUAACUUUGUUGCGGCUGUCGGAUUUGUUAAGAAUUUCCGUCUAAGAAAAAAGCAUAUAUGACGAAAAAAAAAAGAGAGAAGACAGGCACAACAAUAUUAAAAGUCUUGUAAGGCUGUACUCUUAUAGCUCAUUUUCUCAUAUUCGGUCAACACGCUUGGCAUUACCUUACUUGUCAAAAAUUAGCAUAAUGGCAGGAAUUCUCAGUUCGAAUUUUUUGAGCAGCGAUAUGAAAAAGAGUCACCUAUGAGACGAAAGUUGCCACAGUGCCGAGAGUUAGCUGAAACCUGUGUGGGUGAGAGGUCAGAUAACCAAAGUAGGCCUCCAACUAUUUAUUAAAAUGCUGAAGGUUAUAUAACUAGUUGAUACAAAAAAGAUAUAUUGGCCAAUGGUAGUGACCUUGCUGCCGCCUGUGUAGAUAGACCGUUAAUGAAGCCUGAGAACGUAGUUUGAUUUUAUGAUGGCAAUCCUGGGAGUGUAGCGCAGGCAGGUAGGUCAGUCUGGUUCUGCAAAAGAAAUCGUAACAACUUAGCUGAAAAAUGGAGUGCCUUGUACGCAUUUAGCCAUAUACGUGAGCUAUUAUUUCUACGUUUAUAAACGUGGUACGCCACUUAGGCCUCCAUAGGUAUACAUUUUUCUUGCUAUGUGUAAACACUCUUUGAAAAAUCCCAUAAAGAUACGACAGCAAAAAAGAAAAAAAAAUGCAGCAUCAAAGCUUCUUUGUACCGUCUCGAGCACAUAUUAAGUUAAAGAUUGCACUCUAGUGGCUUUAAUGAGCGCGUUUCUUUCGAAGCGAUGGCUUGUCUAUAGAAGACGGCACUCUGACUUAAGUCGUCUCGUGUACGUUGCAAGAAAUAAAAGUGUCAGGCGUGCCCUUUCAGCCACCUUCGAGAACAAUGACCACCAAACUCAAGGAUCAAUGAAGGUCCAUAAACAUGCCGUAAGGCAUAGUCUACGAGCAUGUUCAACGACACUGACAUGAAAGCAAAAGAAUAUCAGUGUAGGUCCGAGAAAUAAAAUGCUGUCGAAUCGCACUGUUCACAGCAAUCUUGUCGCGUGAUGUCGUUUUCUUUUGUUUAAUAUCUCCAUGGACACCUGGAAAACGCUAAGAGUGAUCAGCGUAAUGCGCUUUAAGGCGCACUUUUUCUCGUUUUUCAGAGGCCGAAUUCGUAUUUCACGAAGGAAAGUUGGGCGAAGUCGUGCACGCGUGCAACCACCAGGAUGCGCUGCCACUAUAGCAGGACGACAAUAUUUGUGAUCAUCAAAACUUGCCUGUUGCAGCGGUUCACGUUGAAGGAGUCGAUACAUCUCGCGGAUUUCGACGCCCGCUGGCAUCAAUAGUUGAAAGAACACGUGUGACACGCGUAUAUAUAGCAACAGCUUGCCUACGAUUUUUCGAUGAGUGGAUCUCGUUGCGUUGUAUAUAAUAUAGUGGCUGUGCAUGGAAGUGCCUCCUCUGGCCGCAAGAGAUGGUCGGUAUCCCACGAAGCUUCGAGCGUAGAUGUUUUGUGCGCAUUAAGUGUUGAUGUGGUGAGUGAGCUCUACUUCUCGUUGAAAACCUUUGCUGUGUGUUCUUGUAUGAAAAUAAAGCUGAGUUGUCGUUUUC
This is a messenger RNA of Dermacentor andersoni, 7594 nucleotides long. RefSeq lists its product as uncharacterized. The record is from RefSeq and is a predicted model, not a curated record. Gene Ontology annotation, molecular function: ubiquitin protein ligase activity; protein binding. NCBI's taxonomy places the organism in Eukaryota, Metazoa, Arthropoda, Arachnida, Ixodida, Ixodidae. Gene Ontology annotation, biological process: protein polyubiquitination; proteasome-mediated ubiquitin-dependent protein catabolic process.